AUGACCGUGCCACUGUUGACGCGCAGUGGGCCAUGGCAGCCUGGUGUACAGGUAUCAGAACCCAUCCGCCUCGUACGAUGCUGUACAUCGCCACUAGCCAAGGGACUAGUGCUAUUGGCUACGGGUAAAUCUGUGCACAUUUACGAUAUGCAAUGUAACAACGAAGAAGCAAGCUUGACCUUUGUGCCUGUCACUUCAUUUUUUCUGGGGUGCGAAACCACCGCUGCUGCAUGGAGCCCUGGUACCAGUUACAUGGGCGGAAUUAAAUCGUCUAAUGAAGAUGAGAAGUCGUGGCGUCUUGAUGUAGUUGUCGCAACAGAGACGAACGAACUUCGGCUCCUGCAAGCUUAUGGCCCUGAGCUUGAUACCUCGAAUCGUCUACUGGGCGAAACGCAUGGCGCUGUGACCGAUGUUGCCUGGUGUCCUGCGUCUGGGUAUGAGUCCUAUGUGGCUACAGCGGGUGAGGACGGAGUAAUUCAACUAUGGAACUUGGAACCACAAGCGGAAUCAGAGUUUCCCAUGGAAGACGGUGCUGAGGACGCUGCGGCGGCCGCAGGACCGACAUGCCGUGCGUUAUACUUGGAUUGUGCUGUACUAAGCCUGUCAUUCCACCCUAAAGUGCCCAAGUUGCUUCUUGCUAUCGAGAGCAGUGGUGUCGGCCAUCUUAUUGACUGGCUGGCUUCGCAUGAUGAGGUGCGCAUAACCGCAUCGUUCCAUGACCCUGUGACAUUAGGUAUGUCAAUGACACAGCGUAUGGAUAUGCAGGGAGCUGGUGCAUGGCAAAUGCAAGAUAGCGACAUUGUCGGUGCACUCCUGGGUCCUCGUUGGGGCGUCUGGAAUAUAAGCAACGGGUCUAGUGCUCCUGUCGCGCAAGGGUCGCUCCGUGGCGUGGACGAGACGUGUCAUGGUGGCUUCCGAUUCUGUCCUACCAACUCCCGGCUCUUUGCUAUCUAUGUUUCGUCAGUUCCUGGUCAUAUUCUUGCGCAGAGUGGCUAUACGACUGGCGCUGUGAGCAAAGGACAAACAGCCGCCACAGUCCAGGUGUUUGACUCGGCAUUUCCUGCUACGCCACGGGCUUUGGAUGUGUACAAACAAGCUCCUUUCCAGAGUCACAAAGUUUCGCUUGAGACAACAGGGCGUUCCAACACUACUACAUUGCCGGCUGCCUAUGGCGUGUCCAGUGUGGACUGGCUUCCACGGCGCGUUGGCUCGUACGAUGUAUUGCUAGUGGCCGUCGGCUGUCAACUCCUUCCAAUCCCUGCAGCGUAG
Messenger RNA from Malassezia pachydermatis, 1269 nucleotides. Its product is annotated as wd repeat-containing protein. The record is from RefSeq and is a predicted model, not a curated record. Gene Ontology annotation, cellular component: nuclear pore outer ring. The coding region runs from base 1 to 1269 and encodes 422 amino acids. Gene Ontology annotation, molecular function: protein binding. The transcript is spliced from 2 exons. NCBI's taxonomy places the organism in Eukaryota, Fungi, Basidiomycota, Malasseziomycetes, Malasseziales, Malasseziaceae.